Eimeria tenella is the source of this 717-nucleotide messenger RNA. RefSeq lists its product as uncharacterized. Bases 1 to 717 code for a protein of 238 amino acids. The record is from RefSeq and is a predicted model, not a curated record. Lineage: Eukaryota; Apicomplexa; Conoidasida; Eucoccidiorida; Eimeriidae. The transcript is spliced from 2 exons.
AUGUCGCUGGAUGGAUCCGUCCACCCUGCUGUCGUGCACCCGGCAAGGCGGCAACGGAAGACUACUUCAUCAUGUUUCGAGGCAGGCCAUCAGGCACAAGUGCAGCAACAUGUUCUUUCUGAGCAGCUGGACCACCAGCCGCUGCAACGCUCGCCAAAGAGGCUAGAGCGGCAGCCAAUGGAGCGCCGGCUUCUGUGCAUGCGACGCUGUUACUCUUAUCCGGAGCUGCCAUUCGUGUACACGCAGGAGGAGCUGGAGAAUGCAACAAAGUUAAUAUGCCGGCAGCAGCAGCAGCGGCCUCCAUCGGCGCAGCAGUUACCAGAACGAAGCCCCUGGCAGCACCAGCAUAUGCUGCAGCAGCAACAGCAGCAGCCGCAGCCUGCUGAGUUUGGCUCGCUUAAUGCACAAGACGAAACGUGCCGCCUCGUGUACACACCCCCAGCCUUAUCGAACCCGUCACGAAAAGCAUGCGCCAGAUAUCGCUGUGAUACUCCUGCUCAUGAGCCUGCAGCUGUCCAUAUGUCUGGCGACCGCGCAGCUCCCUCUACUGUACCAGUGGCCGCAGCGCCCACCAAUGCAACUGUUUUCCCUGAGUUUACUGCUUUGCUUGUUUCUCGCGCACCUGAUGUCUCUGCCAAGCCUGCUACUUCCUCGCCAUCCCCCGCAUCUGCUGCUGCUGCCUUUGAAAAGGAGAACAAGCCCUCCCCCAAGCGCUAA